AACUUGUGUAACACCCAAUCAAUAAGUCAUAUUAUUUUAUUGGCGUGUUGAACAUCUUAUGGAAGGGAAGGGAUUCUUGUCCCGCCUCUUUCUCUGGCCGUGAGGUUGUCAUCUCACAGUAGCUUCUGGAACCUCAUGGUAGCACGAUGGAGAAAGUAGCAGAAUUGAAAGAUAAGGGCAACAAGGCACUGAGCGGAGGGAAGAUUGAUGAGGCUGUCCGCUGCUACACCGAGGCCGUUGCCCUUGACCCCUCCAACCACGUCCUCUACAGCAACCGCUCCGCGGCUUACGCCAAGAAGGGUGACUACGAGAGUGCCCUGAAGGAUGCCUCCAAGACCAUUCAGAUCAAGCCUGACUGGGGCAAAGGCUAUUCUCGAAAGGCUGCUGCCCUGGAGUUCCUUAAGCGAUUUGAAGAGGCCAAAGUGACCUAUCAAGAGGGACUGAAGCAUGAGCCGUCCAAUCAGCAGCUGAAGGAGGGACUCCAGAAUAUGGAGGCACGGUUAGCAGAGAAGAAGAUGAUGAACCCCUUUGCCAUACCCAACCUGUACGAGAAGCUGGAGAGUGACCCUCGAACCCGCGCCCUGCUCGCUGAGCCCGGGUACAGGGAGCUGCUGGAGCAGCUACGGAACCGGCCUUCCGACCUGGCCACAAAGCUGCAGGAUCCUCGUGUGAUGACCACUCUGUCGGUCCUGCUGGGCUUCGACCUGGCUGGGCCCGAUGAUGAGGACGAUGAGCUUGCCCCACCCCCGGCCCCGAAGCCCAAGCCCCAGACGGCCCCUCCCAAAGAAGAGAACCUUCCGGAGAAUAAGAAACAGGCCCUGAAGGAGAAGGAGCUGGGCAACGAGGCCUACAAAAAGAAGGACUUUCCUGCUGCACUGAAGCAUUACGAGGCCGCACUGCAGCACGAUCCCACCAACAUGACCUACCUGUCCAACCAAGCAGCUGUGUUUUUUGAGAAAGGGGAGUUUGACAAGUGCCGGGAGCUGUGCGAGAAAGCCAUCGAUCUGGGCCGGGAGAACCGAGAGGACUACCGACAGAUAGCCAAGGCCUAUGCCAGGAUUGGAAACUCCUACUUCAAGGAGGAGAAGUUCACGGAGGCCGUACAGUUCUUUAACAAGAGCCUGACCGAGCACCGCACCCCAGACGUCCUUAAAAAGUGCCAGCAGGCAGAGAAGAUCGUGAAGGAGCAGGAGAAGCUAGCUUAUGUCAACCCUGAAAUGGCCCUGGAAGAGAAGAACAAGGGCAACGAGGCCUUCCAGAAAGGUGACUAUCCCCUCGCCAUGAAACAUUACAGCGAAGCCAUCAAGCGAAAUCCCCACGAUGCCAAAUUGUUCAGCAACCGGGCGGCCUGCUACACCAAGCUGGCAGAGUUUCAGCUGGCUCUCAAGGACUGUGAAGAAUGUAUUAGAAUUGAACCAACCUUCAUUAAGGGCUACACCCGUAAGGCCGCUGCUCUGGAGGCCAUGAAGGAUUUCAGCAAAGCCAUGGACGUCUACCAGAAAGCCCUCGAGUUCGACUCCAACUCCAAGGAGGCCACAGAAGGCCUGCAGCGGUGCUUGGUGAGCCAGGCGGUGCGGAACGACAGUCCGGAGGACGUGAAGCGGAGGGCCAUGUCCGACCCCGAGGUGCAGCAGAUCAUGAGCGACCCGGCCAUGCGCCUCAUUCUGGAGCAGAUGCAGAAGGACCCGCAGGCACUCAGCGAUCACUUGAAGAACCCGGUCAUUGCCCAGAAGAUCCAGAAGCUCAUCGACGUGGGCCUGAUAGCCAUCCGGUGAUCAGAGCCAGGCCAAGGGAAAGAGCACAAGACUGGAGCAAGACGACCAUUCCCCCAUCUCUCUUCCCCCCCCCCCCCCCCCCAUCAGUCCCAGACCAUCUCCAACACGCACCAAAACCUCAGCUCUAAGGGGGCCACCAAGCCGCGGGAGACUUAGAAAUCUACCCCCUCUAAAACGGUUUCUCAAAAUGCAUGCUUCGCUGUGUCCGAUCAGGGGUAAAUUUGUUCUGUGACAUUAAACAAGUCCUGAGAACGAAUCUCUGAGCCUAACAUUUCAGUUUGUUAAAUAAAUCAUCGACUGUGAGAUUAGGUUUGGGUGGAGGUUCUGACGUGAAUGCAGAGCUCCUACAGUGCUGCGUUCGCACUGUAGUUACUUUGCUGAGUGAUUUCUAGCGCCAAUUUAACGCUAAUGUUACCCUUAUUUCUUCAGCGCCCCCAGUUCUAGAUUUCUGCCACAUAUUCUUGCUUUCAGAAAGGAGCUGGCUUUCUAUCGGAGUUACUUCCCCGUGUCUCUCAUAGUUGGGUGCCUGGAACUGUGAUUUGAGGACAAAAAAGGGAAAAGAAAGCACACAGUAUUAUGUUUAGCCUGUCAGUGCUACAUUUUAAUUGGCUAGCCCUAAAAUAUAAAGUGAAACCACAAGCGUUUUGAGACUCCUUCACUUCUGAGGCCCUAGUCUGACACGUGCAACCUGCUCCUCCUACACGAUGCCAUGAUUUACCCCUGACCUAGUCUCUCCGCGCACUUAAACUCUGCAGGCCUCUCAUUCAUUUGAAUGUAUUUAUUCGUAUAUAAUAGCAGUAUAUAAAUGGGUCUGUAACCGAUUGUAACCGUUACUCCAACACGGGGCUCUACUGGUUGAUGUGGGCGUAGCUGUUGAGCGGCCUGUAGGUGGAAGUGGACAGUGGUCACCGCCAUUGGUCAGAAGUGUUGUUUUGAGGGGUACUGCAGAUGAAGUUGGGCCUGGGGUUUUCAAUAAAAAGGCUUAUUCGUUUUCA
Conger conger (European conger) is the source of this 2770-nucleotide messenger RNA. It is a transcript of the gene stip1, whose product is annotated as stress-induced phosphoprotein 1. Lineage: Eukaryota; Metazoa; Chordata; Actinopteri; Anguilliformes; Congridae. Gene Ontology annotation, molecular function: Hsp90 protein binding. The transcript is spliced from 14 exons. The record is from RefSeq and is a predicted model, not a curated record. The coding region runs from base 147 to 1775 and encodes 542 amino acids.